This is a messenger RNA of Cavia porcellus (domestic guinea pig), 912 nucleotides long. RefSeq names its product SLC35A4 upstream open reading frame protein (gene Surmir). The transcript has 3 exons. NCBI's taxonomy places the organism in Eukaryota, Metazoa, Chordata, Mammalia, Rodentia, Caviidae. The record is from RefSeq and is a predicted model, not a curated record. The coding region runs from base 578 to 889 and encodes 103 amino acids.
CCCGCCGGCCAGCACUCUUUGCCCAGCGCGACCUCAGGAGCUGCUGCGCUUGCAAGCCCAGCCUCUCUGCGCCGGAGACCGCCAAGCCAACUGGCGCCGCACAAACACUGGGUAGGACAGUGGCCGGCUCGCGGAAAGGGGCGGGCCUGAGCAGCACCGCCUGCCAAGGUGGGAGGGGUGCCUGGAGCCUCGAGUGGGUGCGUGUUUCCGUGCGUGGGGCUAUUGGAGCAGCACAGACGCCAACCAAAUCGCUGACACCACCGCGCAGCUAUGAGCUCAGCAGCCAGCGGAAAAUCAGCAAAGCGAACGUGCACCUCGCGCACUCGCGCACCAGUGAGAUCAUCGCGGAAUCAUUUGCGCGCGCACACACACAGCCCAGAAAGCUACAGGAAGGUCACGUGAAACUAUCUGCAGGGGGGUGGGGGGGAUGAAAGGACAGCUUGUGCUUGGUGGCUAGGAAAAUACCCCACCCUUUCCCGAAAUGCCCCGGAAGUGCCUUCGCCCUCAGUAAAGAUGGCUGCGGCAUUUGGCAGGAGGGAGGUGGGUCUGCGCCUGCGCAACAAGUUCGGCGGGGAAGAUGGCGGAUGACAAGGAUUCUCUGCCCAAACUUAAGGACCUGGCAUUUCUCAAGAACCAGCUGGAGCGCCUGCAGCAGCGAGUGGAAGAUGAAGUCAACACUGGUGUAGGCCAGGAUGGCUCACUCUUGUCCUCCCCAUUCCUCAAGGGAUUCCUGGCCGGCUAUGUGGUGGCCAAACUGAGGGCAUCAGCAGUACUGGGUUUUGCGGUGGGUACCUGCACUGGCAUCUAUGCAGCUCAGGCAUAUGCUUUGCCCAACGUGGAGAAGACAAUAAGGGACUAUUUCCGAUCACUGCGCAAGGGGCCUGACUAGCUCCAGAUCCCAUGGAGGAAAAA